This is a messenger RNA of Rasamsonia emersonii CBS 393.64, 543 nucleotides long. Its product is annotated as Lipoyltransferase and lipoate-protein ligase. NCBI's taxonomy places the organism in Eukaryota, Fungi, Ascomycota, Eurotiomycetes, Eurotiales, Trichocomaceae. The record is from RefSeq and is a predicted model, not a curated record. Bases 1 to 543 code for a protein of 180 amino acids. The transcript is spliced from 3 exons.
AUGGAGGAGUUCGCACGCCUCUACGGAGUUGGGACCGAAGCCCUUCUGCGAGCUCAGCGCGCUCACGUGAACGAGGGGGAGCUGUAUGCAGGAGAUGACUGGGUUGCAGGGACGGUGGGAGAAACCCAGGCACAAGACGAGCCGGAGAUCCAGAAAGGAAUCGCAGAACUGAGGACUCCUCAAUUCACAUUCUCCACUUUCCCGAUAGAGGAGGAUCCUCGUCCUAGACCGCCAUUGCCAGCACAUCUACCUCCCUCUACCCAAGUCUUUCUCCGCGUCAAACACGGCGCCAUCAUCGAAAGCCACAUCUCGACGUCGUCAGAGCCAUCCGAAGCAGAGGCGCAAGCCCGGCACGUGCACCAAGUGUUGAACAGGAGACAACUCCACGAGCUGGCGUCGGAGGACUGGAAAGCAGCACUGCGACGGCUUCUGCUCGUGGAUGAUGAUGAUGACGCUAGUACUGAGAGCACUACUCGCAUUGUGGACGAUCUGACGGAAUUCAUCGGUGGCAUGUUACUUGUGGAUGGGAAGUCAUGUUUGUAG